AUGACAGUCGCGCCGCCUUCGCGCGGGGGAGACUCAGUAUCGGCCCCUGUUCUCUCUUCUUCUUCCUCUUCUUCCUCUUCCUCUUCUUCCUCUUCCUCUUCUUCGUCUGCCUCUUCUUCCUCUUCUUCCUCUUCUUCGUCUGUCUCUUCUUCCUCUUCCUCUGUUUCUUUCUCGUCUUUCUGCGGGAGAGACCCGAGUUUGCGUGCUGCGAGUGUUCUCGACGGCGUGUCUCGCCACCUUUUCUGGCGCCCCUCCAGUGGACCUCUCGCCCUCAAUUGUCGCAAACUUCCUCACUACGUUCGCAUUCUUCCGGACGGACUGACCGCUCUCUAUGCUGGGCGGGGAGACUACACAGAUGUCGGGGUCGUUCAGGCCGAGAAGCCGGCAGCCACGACGUGCGCAGUUUAUUAUUUCGAGGUAAAAAUCCUCGCUGCAUCUUCCACGCCCCACAUUUGUGUGGGCGUCACUACAAAGAGCGCGGCACUCACAAAGCAACCGGGAAUCGAACCAAACUCUGUGGGGUAUCGCUCCGAGGACGGGCGCAAGUUGCUGGGCUCGGCGUCUUCGUCUUCGCUCUCGCGGGGCGGCGUCCUGCCAGGCGAGGCGUUUAGCUCGCCCUACGGCGCGGGCGACGUGAUCGGCUGCGGCAUCCACUACCAGUCCAAGAAGAUUUUCUUCACAAAGAACGGAAUCUGUUUGGGAGUCGCUGGAAAGGCAGAUCCUCGCGUGAACUACAUCCCCAGCGCCGGCAUGCACGGAGCAGCCGAGAAAGUCAAGUUCAACUUCACAGGGCCCUUCCGCUUCGAUCUAAAGGCCAUGCUCCAGUGCGACAUGCUCGAAGAGCGGCAACGAAUCAAGGCGGACCUUGAACAAGACGCGACACUCCUCGCCCUCGUCUCGCCUGCGGCGCUCACGGAAGUCGUUCGCAGCUACCUUUUGCAUGCAGCCUUUUCGCGGACUCUCGCAGCCUUUGAACGCGCUCUUGCCAGUCGCGACGGCGUCCCAAGAGAUACAGACCAGGGAAGCGAGAACGCCAGAGUCAAGGCGAAUGGAGAGACGGAGGCGAAUGGAGAGACGGAGGCGAAUGGAGAGACGGAGGCGAAUGGAGAGGCGGAGGCGAAUGGAGAGGCGGAGGCGAAUGGAGCGGCGGAGGCGAAUGGAGGCGCAGAGGCAGGAGCGUCGGAUGCGCUAAUGGAGACACCUGAAGUCGCCAGUGGAGGCGGCGAGGAAAGAGGAGACGAAGAAUUGACGAUGGGCAGGGGACACUCCGAGUAUGACACGGGAGUCGCGCGCGUCGAAGAAGGCGAAGACGCGAGGAGCAGAGAGGCGGCAUGCGACGAAGCCGAGGGCAAGGCGGACAGCUCCACUCCAGAUGAAACUGACGUCGAGGCAGAGCGGCGAGGCGGGUCGAGACGCCGACAAGCCUCAGGUUCUGCUCCGACUCGGAGAGCUUUCAGCAUAUCGUUUCGGCCUUCCGCGUCCGUCUCCGCUGCGCCUCUGACCUCCCAGCUGGCUUCGGCCUUUUGGCGAAAAGAGAGAGAAGAAGGCCUUGCCGGCGAAGAUCUCUCGAUGGGAGAGGAAGGUUCCAGCGACCAGCAAGACGACGAGGCUUCUCUGCGGGGACGCGAACGGAGCCCGAGUGUUCACACAACCCCCGAAAGCACGUCGAUUCUUCUCGCUUCUCUUUCAAAGCGGAAAGAACUGAAGCAAGCGAUCGUCGACGGACAGUCGGGCGCCGCUGCGGAGAUUUUGGAAAGCUGGUUCCCUGCGGUCUUCUCCAGAGCGAAAAGCGAAGACUUCCAGGACAGCUCGUUUGCCCUGUCGCUCCUCUACACGCAGCAGUUGAUUGAUUUGCUUCGGCCGCCCGAGAGAAACGUGGCGGCAGCGCUCGCCUGGAUGAGAACGAGGCUGGCCAGUCUCUUGCGCGACGCCUCUCCGCAUGUGCGACAGGCCGUAACAGAAUGCUGCGGCCUCCUCGCCUACGCAGAACCUGAGAAAAGUUCCCUGGCGGCUUUCUUCGAUGUGAACCGACGGACUGUGGUGGCAACAGCCAUCAACCGAUGCGUGCUUCGUCACCACCUGCAAAUCUCCUGCUGGUCGCCCUUGGAGAUCCUUGUCAGGCACCUCGUCGCGUGCAGGCAACUGCUUCGGGAGGCGUGCGGCAAUCGAGGGGCCGUCCCGACACCGAGUUUGUUUUGCUACCCUCCUCCCAUGCGUCUUCUCCUGCAGCCUUCGAAGCCUCAGCUGAAUGGUCAGACCGCAAAGCGCGAGGCAUUGAUUGCGGACUACGGAGAAGAAGACCUCGUCGAACUCCCGUUAGUCUACAGUCCCUAG
Molecule: messenger RNA, 2334 nt
Organism: Neospora caninum
Lineage: Eukaryota; Apicomplexa; Conoidasida; Eucoccidiorida; Sarcocystidae
Product: arabinogalactan protein, related
Exons: 11
Coding region: 1-2334 (777 amino acids)
Biological process (GO): cell surface receptor signaling pathway; cytoskeleton organization
Cellular component (GO): cytoplasm
Molecular function (GO): protein binding
Source: RefSeq, a predicted model, not a curated record